Messenger RNA from Bombus terrestris (buff-tailed bumblebee), 4554 nucleotides. Its product is annotated as leucine-rich repeat extensin-like protein 5. Lineage: Eukaryota; Metazoa; Arthropoda; Insecta; Hymenoptera; Apidae. The coding region runs from base 378 to 2381 and encodes 667 amino acids. The record is from RefSeq and is a predicted model, not a curated record. The transcript has 12 exons.
AUGCGCACUCGCGAGCAAAACGCAAAGUGGAUCGAGUCAGUACUGGACAGCCUACCACCGUGUGGUGUCGCGUGUGUCGUCUCGAGAGAAUUAUCCGACGAUCGAUCCAUUCGACGCGCGAAAUUUCCCGACGAAACGAAAAACGAACAACCGAACGGUGAAACGAUCACAUUUUGUUACAAAUAUCGGAUUACCCUUUCUCGCGAGGCAUGCUCGCGAUCAGGCUACGUUCGCUACGCGUUCUUCGCGGCACACGUAACCCAGUAAGCAGAUGAUCGUUCUCGGUGGAUGGGCGGAAGGUCAACUCCCACUUUGCGUCUUCGUGGAUCUUUCAUCCAUGUAAGAUCUCGUGAGGCAGGGAACUUGAGAAGGACGCAAUGUCAGCCGCAGUGAGGGAGAGAACAACAACGCACACCAGCAGAAAGAUAGUGAGUCAUGCUAGUCCUAUAUCGGGCCAGACGACCACGGCCAACAGCCUCGAAAACAACUUAGACGCUCUUCUCGAGGACUUGCAAACGAGUGUCUCGAGAAGUGCCACCCCGAGCCGAGGCGGCAGGCCACUUUCGCCUCAAGUAGAGUAUCGCGUAGCUGCAAAUCCCACCAAGGUGCUUUCCGAAGGCAGAGCCAUCUCACCCGCUAGAACCAUGACCACCACCACUGAAAAAUAUGUAAGCACUGGGCCGAGCGGUGCUCCGAGUGGUAUACCUGAUUUGAACUUCAUCGAUUCAGAAUUGCAAAAUGUACAGCCUGGCCAAAGCAAAACGAUCGCUUAUAAACAGGUGUCGUAUCAAUAUAACAAAAGUCUGGAUGGAAAACCAAUUGAUUCGUGGGUAGCGGACAACGCAUUAACCAACGCCAAUUCGGCUUUGAUCGAUGAUAUCCGAGAAAGGAGUUACGAAGAAAGCACAAUCCCCCGUGGCUUAGAACCGGUCAGCAAAUCAGUCAACAGAGAACUAGUGUAUAACGAUAGUUGUGUAUCUCGUUCGAAGCAAACUUCGCCUUUACCAGCAGGUACUCAGAGGGAUGUGAAAUAUAUUCAUGAAUCUUCCAGCUACCAAACAGAACCAGCGGUAACGACGACGGUGCACGCGAGUGCCGCGCACUCCAACCAAGAAUAUGGAAACGUCGAGUACGUACCGGUGCCAUCGCCAACAGCAGCGAUACCGAUCAAUCUGGCACCGGGUCCCAACACCAAAGUAACCACAACCAUUAAAACGUACACUUACGAGCUACCAGGACCGCCUGAAACCUAUUUACCAGGUGGCAACGCGCCAGGCACUGUUGUGCUGCCAGGUGAUCAAACUAUCACGUACACGAUACCGAAAGGAACUAGCUCCACGGACAAAACCAUCGCUUAUCAAACCGUGACCGAGAACGUUCCAUCUAGAACACCGGCCAGAUACAGCAGUCCCCCGCCUCCUGUAACAGACGUGACAAAGAAAUCUACCACGAUUCAUCAAGAGUCAAAGUUCUAUCACGAAGAACACCAUGAUAGUCCGGCCAACGUGCAACCAACCACCACGGUCUAUCAUCCUGGUUCACCGCUCUUGCCAAAUAAAACGACGAUCACGCGAAAUGAAAAAUACUAUCAGGUGGAUGGAGGUUAUCCAAACGGGCAUACGGCUGGCGAUCGACCACCGGAUCAUCCGGCAACCACGGUGAUCUAUCAGAACCAACCACCGACUAUAAACGAGACUCGCGCAACGAUAAAUCGGAUCGAGGAACAUUAUCCUAGUCGACCACCGUCCGGUGGACGACAUCCGACGCCCGACAAACAACCGGCAACACCGGUUAAUUAUUAUACGUCACCGGCACAGUCCACCUCCCCGCCGCAGUCUUCCACAACGAUAUACAAAUUUUCAAACACCACCACGUCGAUACCUCCAAACAAGAAUCCCGAGGACCACGAAGUUUUGUUACCUAAACCGUUCCCGACCGAGGCUGUUCAGCUUUAUCCGUCGACCAAGCCGGCUAACAACAACGUGCAAACUCCGCCAAAGAAGUUGGAGGAUCUCAUGGCAUCGUUUUCUGACACAGAGCGCGAGGUUCUAGAAGACAUUGAAAAAAGGGAAAAGGAACGACAGAAGGAGUCGCCAACGGUGAAAAAGGAGGUUGACUUUGCACCCCAUACACCGCCCAAAGUAAAAAGUAAAAAUGUUGCUGGUCCUCCGGUUUAUUAUCCUCCCGGAGCGGCAGAAUUCACCAAAAAAGAAGAGGCUAGUGCAGCCAUGUCACAGUCUGGCGGUGGAGGAUGGCAAAAGGCUAAGGCGAAAUACGAAUACGAAGCGUCUGCUAAAAGUAAAUCGAAAUCGAGUAGCGGCAAAGCUGUUGUUCCUGUUUGUUUGCCACUUUGUUGCGCCUUGCCAUGUGUAAUUAUGUAAAUUAUAUCGAUAUUAAUAUUAAUAUCAAUAUCAGUAUCGGCAUCGAUAUCAAUAUCAAUAUCAAUAUCAAUAUCAAUAUCAAUAUCAAUAUUAAUACGUAUUAAUCUUGAUUAAGCGACUUAUUAGUCAUGUUUUAAACGAUCGCGCGUCAGAAUCGAUCAGUGUUCCGCCACUUGCGCCACUUGCACCAUUUGCGUAGAAUAAAAUUUAGAGAACAAAUUUAACGUAAGAAACAGUAAACGAUUUUAAAAAGCUACAAAAUGAAGCUACGAAAUGAUUACGAAAUAAAAUGCAAGCAAAUAUUUUUCUGCUUCUUUGUUUGUCAUAUAUACGACGUGUAUAUAUAUAUAUAUAUAUAUAUAUAUAUAUAUAUAACGAUAAAUAAAUAUACGAUUAAAACUUGAUAUAAUUUGAAUUCAAAGUAGCAAUCGUAAUUACGACGGAUCAAAUAUCGUCGUACCGUGAUUGUAAGCUUUCUUAGUUACGCAUAAUCAUACCGACGAAUUAUCUACCGAGAUUUUAAAUCUCGCUACAUAUUCUUCCCUUAAUCUCCGCUUCUACUUUCUCUGUGUAAUAAUUUUUUCCGAUCAAACGUUAAAGCUACGACAUCUCAUUCAAAUUUCUUCCUUUUCGUUCUUUUUCAUUUCUACGAUACCUAACGUUUAAAUUGCUUUAAUACGCAUUAUUACUUCGAUUUUAUAGAGAACGGUGAAUUCUCAUCCUGCUGUAUACAGAAUUAGUCACAAACGCAUGUUCGUACUUCAGCGAUUGAUCUACGCAUUAAAAUAUAAUAUAUAAAAAAUAUAAAAAUAUAAAAAACGUCUUACGUACCUCAGUUUCGGCGUCGAUGAAUGAUCAAAGAUAAUAUUCAAAGCGCGUAUCCCGACUCUCGAUACUGCCUCGUCGACACACGCUCUACUCCACCACUUGACAGACCGUUCUUCAGACCGUUUCUUCUCGCGGAUUCUAUGCAUCGUUCACUCGCGUUCCAUAUACGAUAGACUUUAGAUGGUCCCGCAAGAAUACAUAAUUUAGAUCGUCAUGGACGAUAAGGAUGUUCUCACUGUUCAAAGUUUCCUUUAAUCGUCCACAACCCGAAAACGAAGGUACGUACGGCACACACGUGUUUAUAGGACGUUCUUUACUUAUUCUAGUACGUAGAACCACCCUUUGAAGUACGAACAUGCAUUUAUAAUUCACCCUGUGUAUUACACUGGGUUCUCUUUAGCGUAACAUCAUCCGCUGUAUUCGUCAGAAUAAAAACCUUAUGUGUUUUUCUUUUUUCUUCUUCUUCUUCUUCUUCUUUUUUUUUCUUUUCUUCGUUCCUUAUUACAAAAAUACUCUUUUAUACUCUCCUUACAAAUUUUACGUUUCGUCAUAUGCGGUACAUUAUAUUUAUGUAUAGAAAUAUAUCAUUAUAUAAACUACGUAUUUUGCACUUUUAUUAAAAAUUUUAUAAAAUUCGAAAUAGUUUCUUUUAAUAAUUCUUUUCUCAGGAAUCGAAGAUACUCGAUCGAACAUUAAGAUAGAAAGACGUUUUGCAGAUAUAUUCGUUAGUAUAUAUCCUUUUAUAUCGUUGUAUUAUUAAAGCAAUAUUUUACGAUUGUCUUUUCACUUUUAUUACUAUCUAUUACGAUGAACAGUUACAUAUUUAUGCGCUUACAGAAUAUUGUCUGUAUAUGGAUUUAACAAUAUGGAUGAAAAUAUGGAUGAAAAUAUGGAUGAAAAUAUGGAUGAAAAUAUGAAUGAAAAUAUGAAUGAAAAUAUGGAUGAAAAUAUGAAUUUAAAUGUAACAAAUUUCAAAAGGAAUUUAGAUAAAGUUGUUAAGACAAAUAAGAUAUAAGACGAUACAUUUUUUUUCGUAGUUUAAUAUAAUCUUAAAGUAAAUAAAUAUAAGUGAAAGUCGUAACUAUAUCGUUCUUUUAUCGUGUUUAAAAAAUUCUUGUAAUAGAAUAAUACCGUGAAUUAUGGUGCUAUAAUAAUUUUAGUAAACAAAUACAUGUAAAUGUUAUGCGCUCUCGUUAAAUUUUGAGUUUGUGUAUUGUUAGAAUACAUGGUUACAGAUAUGUUUAAUAUGUUACGAAUAUGUAAAAAUUGUGCCAUGAGACGAUAUAUAGAUGUAAAAUGUGUGUUAAUAGUAGCUUCUAUUUCAAUAAAAUGUCUACUCCAGCUA